UUGCGUUUUCGUGUCACCACUGCUAAUUACGCUAAUUGAAUUAUAUAAGAAGUAGCAAAAUGGAAUUCUGCCGAAGUCUAAUUAAUCGGAUCGUUUUCUUAAUUGCUAUACGGCACAGAGCUCCUUAGCGAAGGACUCGCAUUAACUCCGGUCCGCGCAUGGCCGUCGGGUGCGAUGAAUGGCUCAGCCGGCACGAGCCCUUUCCCUUUUCUCUCGCCUAGGGGGUGGAGUUUACGGCCAAACAGGGCCACGAGGCCUCGAGCACAUGAGGUUUUGGGCCAUCCAGACCGCUGUCGAUGGAAACUUCUCCCUCGACCUGCAACGUUAGGAUUUCUGGAUGUUACACUGCUUUCAUCUUCCUCUGGCGAAAGGAAAAAGUCCCGAACCUGAUAUGAGAAUGUAUUGGAGAGAGCCACCGUCUGGUGUCUCAUCAUAUAUGAUUCUACUCAAAAAACAGAACGUUAUAGAAAUACCUCUAUGUUAGUAAAACUUGACGGCCCAGCUUGCUUUAUUUGCGAAGGGCUUGAAAUAUAUUCGGACACUAAAAGACCAACAGGACUCUCAGUAUUGCAUUUUUCAGUCGAAAUUGUAUCUGGCGGCCACGUGUGUUCCACGAAGUUUCGGCUUCAUGUGCAGUGACUCAUCUAAGUUUAUCAUGAAUCUGACGCUGAAGAUUUGAGCGACUGACGACCAGGCCAUACAUCUGACCUGGCAGAAAUAAGGUUACCAUAAUUUGUAGUUGACACUGUCCGAAUUAUGAGCAGACGGCAGUAUUGGAGUCAACUGUAAUUGUAUCGAAGCUGCCAUCCAAAUAAGAUUAUUAUCAAAACCGCCUAACCAAAAUUAAGCUGGGUAAGAAUAAGACAUACUAAAUUCAGCUGAUCGGGUGACGAGCUCGAGGAAUACGUGAAUAACAUGUGCCGUUAUAGACAACAAGUCGUUAUCUGUGUGUUGCUGACUCUCUUGUGUGCGCCUUUAAGCUGCGUUUUGUCCGCCGGCUCGAGACCUUCAACUGGGUCUCUCGGGAUAAUGGGUAGCUCCAAGACGAACCGCCGUAAAAGUUGGGACCGACGAAAUUACUCGCCUGAGUUCAAGGCGCAGAUGGCGCUGUCGCGAAAUAUCAGCAUUUUACUCGAACAACUUUUGCGAAACUACGAAAACGAUCAGAGACCUUAUCAAGGAGUUCGACCUACCCGCAUCGAAACGAGUAUGUUGAUCCGGAGUAUGGGCCCGGUCUCUGAACUCGACAUGGAGUACUCCAUGGAUUGCUAUUUCCGUCAGGCGUGGAACGACAAUCGGCUACGCUUCUCUGGGCCCAUUUCGCCUAUUUCGUUACAUAUUAAAACACUCGAAAGGAUCUGGAAGCCUGAUACAUACUUUCACAAUGGACGAGGCUCCUAUCUACACACAAUCACCCAGCCUAACAAACUAUUGAGGUUAUCUAUGGACGGAGCUGUUUUAUAUUCAAUGCGAUUAACCAUAAAAGCCAAGUGUCCAAUGGAAUUGCAGAGCUUUCCUAUGGACCGACAGUCGUGCCCGUUGAUCUUCGGAAGCUAUGCUUAUACGAAAGAAGAGAUGUUGUAUACGUGGAAGACGAACGCGGCCGAUCCUUCGUACCGAGCUGUAGGUCUCGUCGAAGGCCUCCAGCUGUCCCAGUUCGACCUCAUUAAUAAUCCAUACGUCAGCGAGACCGUGGUCAUACGCAAUGGCACUUACUCAGUUUUACGGGUCAACUUUAAUCUUCAUCGCCAUAUGGGCUAUUUUUUGAUCCAGGUGUAUGUUCCGUGUGGCCUCCUCGUCAUACUGUCCUGGGUCUCCUUCUGGAUUAAUCGGGAAGCCACCGCUGACCGUGUCGGACUUGGAAUGACCACGGUGCUGACACUUUCGACGUUCGGCCUGGACACACGCACUGACCUUCCAAAGGUACCCUACCCAACAGCGUUGGACUGGUUUGUUAUUAUGUGCUUCACCUACGUUAUCUGCUCUCUCCUAGAAUUUGCUGGAGUCCACUACUUCACCAAGGUGGGAAGUGGGGAGUACUUCCCGGGUGUUCAUACCUAUGAUGAACGCGACCAUAUGAUAAAAACGAUUCAGGAGCUGGAGGAUGAACUCGAAGAUGAGGAGUAUGAAGACGAGGAAGAUGACACGCCCCCACUUGAUGAGUUUGCAAAUUCGGACUACUUUCCUCAAGGAAGCUUCGUGCUCAGCAAGUUGAAUUCGGGAUGCCAAGAUUGUGACAUGAUCCGAGCCCAGAGUGUGCUUGAUAGUACAAUUUGACAGCGCGCAGCAUACGAUGACAUGCCGUUACGGGCCGGUUCGCCGUCAAUGAGCAAUCACGCCUCAGCUAGGGGUUGCGUCGCGAGCUCGUUGCCAACAUUAAUUCAUCGCUGCGUACCGUACGUACCCGCACCGCCGCCGCCACAACGUCGCCGACUGCCCUGUCUACUCGAGUUCCUUAUGUGCAUGAUCAACCACGAAAAAUAUCGUGACGCGCUCAGGCGUAGUGCCCCUAGAGGACAAUUCGUCAAUAGCGUUUCUCAAAUUGACAAGGUCUCCCGGGUACUGUUCCCAGCAAGCUUCUUGCUACUCAAUAUUCUCUAUUGGUUCGGAUACGGACACUAUAAACCAUCAGGCUGGGAGGAUUCGUUUCAACCCCCAGCAGUCGUGGCUGCCCCUACAGGAUACAAUUUUAGUGGCUUUAUUACCUCCGGCGGAACGCCACCCACGCCAGCGCCUUUAUAGGAACGUCGAAAUAACAAGUUGUAUUUCAAUAGGAAAGUUUUAACUGAGAGAACUUGAAUUUACGACUUUAACGUGUUUCCUUCAGUAACAUAAUGUCCAGCUGAGUCUCCUGCAUUGAUACUUGUACUUAGUGGCCUUUUUUAGACGCUAUAGAUCUAGAUCCUGAUCAAUGUACAUUUAUGAAAUCGACAUGAUACGGAAGCUAAGGUAAUUCAAAGCUCUUAAUGUCAUCAUGCAUACAUUAGAUGAUACAGUGUUAAGUGAAGCUUAGAUAAUACUUAAGUAUACCUUUCUGUUAUUGCUUAGAGCGAUCCCGGGUAGUGUGAUUGAGGUAAGAGUUCUGAACGUAGUAAGCAAUCUAUUAAGAAUAUAGCUAUGGUAUAUGAUAAUUUUCGUAUGUAUUAUUAGAAACAAUUCAAGU
This is a messenger RNA of Varroa destructor (honeybee mite), 3163 nucleotides long. Its product is annotated as gamma-aminobutyric acid receptor alpha-like. Gene Ontology annotation, cellular component: membrane. NCBI's taxonomy places the organism in Eukaryota, Metazoa, Arthropoda, Arachnida, Mesostigmata, Varroidae. Gene Ontology annotation, biological process: monoatomic ion transmembrane transport. The record is from RefSeq and is a predicted model, not a curated record. Gene Ontology annotation, molecular function: extracellular ligand-gated monoatomic ion channel activity; GABA-A receptor activity.